AUGGCAACUCUUAAGGAAAAACUGAUUGCACCAGUUGCAGAAGAAGAGGAAACCGUCCCAAACAAUAGGAUCACUGUAGUGGGUGUUGGACAAGUUGGUAUGGCGUGUGCCAUCAGCAUUCUGGGAAAGUCUCUGGAUGAUGAACUUGCCCUGGAUGUUUUAGAAGAUAAACUCAAAGGAGAAAUGAUGGAUCUGCAACAUGGGAGCUUAUUUCUUCAGAUACCUAAAAUUGUGGCAGAUAAAGAUUACUCUGUGACUGCCAAUUCUAAGAUUGUGGUGGUGACUGCGGGAGUCCGCCAGCAGGAAGGAGAGAGCCGGCUCAAUCUGGUGCAGAGGAAUGUUAAUGUCUUCAAAUUCAUUAUUCCGCAGAUAGUCAAGUACAGUCCUGAUUGUAUCAUAAUUGUGGUUUCCAACCCAGUGGAUAUUCUCACAUAUGUUACCUGGAAACUAAGUGGACUACCCAAGCACCGUGUAAUUGGAAGUGGGUGUAAUCUGGAUUCUGCUAGAUUUCUCUAUUUUAUGGCUGAAAAACUUGACAUUCAUCCCAGCAGCUGCCAUGGAUGGAUUUUGGGAGAACAUGGUGAUUCAACUGUGGCUGUGUGGAGUGGAGUGAAUGUGGCAGGUGUUUCUCUUCAGGAACUGAAUCCAGAAAUGGGAACAGACAACUACAGUGAAAAUUGGAAGGAAGUGCCUAAGAUGGUGGUGGAAAGUGCCUAUAAAGUCAUCAAGCUAAAAGGAUAUACCAACUGGACUAUUGGAUUAAGUGUGGCUGAUCUCAUUGAAUCCAUGUUGAAAAAUCCAUCCAGGAUUCAUCCAGUGUCAACAAUGGUGACGGGGAUGUAUGGCAUUGAGAACGAAGUCUUCCUGAGCCUUCCAUGUAUCCUGAAAGCUCAGGGCUUAACCAGUGUGAUCAACCAGAAGCUGAAGGAUGAUGAGGUUGCCCAGCUCAAGAAAAGUGCAGAUACCUUGUGGGACAUCCAGAAAGACCUAAAAGAUCUGUGAC
Molecule: messenger RNA, 1003 nt
Organism: Neomonachus schauinslandi (Hawaiian monk seal)
Lineage: Eukaryota; Metazoa; Chordata; Mammalia; Carnivora; Phocidae
Product: L-lactate dehydrogenase B chain-like
Biological process (GO): carboxylic acid metabolic process
Cellular component (GO): cytoplasm
Molecular function (GO): L-lactate dehydrogenase (NAD+) activity
Source: RefSeq, a predicted model, not a curated record